Molecule: messenger RNA, 513 nt
Organism: Meloidogyne enterolobii
Lineage: Eukaryota; Metazoa; Nematoda; Chromadorea; Rhabditida; Meloidogynidae
Source: the annotation of a GenBank genome assembly
UUCCGUGUUAUCAAAUGCUUUCUCGAGCUUCUAUUCCGCUUUAUAUAGCAAAAAGAAGCAAAGCGACGAGUUAUCAAUAUGCUGUUCAUCCCGUAACUGGUAAAAAGCCUCCAACAUUGGAAGAAUUUGACCCGCUCAAUCCGGGAGAAUGGCAAAUUGGGGUCGCAGGCAAAAUUCUUCCUCGUCUUCCAGAAGGUACUCGUUGUGGAGAAUUGGUUAUGGGAAAGUAUGGACUUUAUGAUCCCAAAAUUAGAAAGCUUCAGGACGAGCUUUGGGAAGGCACUGCUGGAGGAACUCUUCCAACAGAAACAGCAAAUUAUCCGUUGACUGUGGGUCGAAAUAUUGUUUUUGGUAUGGCCUGUUGUAGUGUUCUCAUGAUCCUUUAUUCUAUGGCUACUUUUUUGUUUGCGACUAAGGAGAAACCUCUUUGGCCUUACAAGCCGCGUGUGCAGCCUGAAUGAGUUGGAAUAAGUCGAAAGAGGAAGAAAAUGUAAAGGGAAGAUAAUAUAGUUA